Drosophila santomea is the source of this 2237-nucleotide messenger RNA. RefSeq names its product IQ and ubiquitin-like domain-containing protein. Bases 69 to 2189 code for a protein of 706 amino acids. Gene Ontology annotation, cellular component: motile cilium; acrosomal vesicle. The record is from RefSeq and is a predicted model, not a curated record. Lineage: Eukaryota; Metazoa; Arthropoda; Insecta; Diptera; Drosophilidae. Gene Ontology annotation, biological process: cilium assembly. The transcript is spliced from 7 exons.
UUUCGGAAUUACCUAAACUACAAACUAUUAUUCUCCAACAAUCGAUAAAUAUAUUUUUUUGUGGCAAGAUGAGCGCGGAGGAGCGUGACCGCGAGUAUGUGUGCAAUGUGCAACUGCAUGUGGAGCCCAGCGAACGGCCCAAGUUGCCGCCAGGGUGUCCCCCUCCUCUGGAUUCCCGGAGUACUGAAUCGGAGCCGCAGCACUCAGAAGAAUGCUGCGUGGAACUGGAGAAUGUGACGGUGAAGUUCCGGCUAUCGGACUCCGAAAUCCUGGCCCAAGUUUAUCCCAACUGUAUGCUCUUGGGCGAGAUAAAACAGGAUCUUGCUCGCAAGUUUGAGGUGGCACCGGAAUGGCUCGUCCUCCGACAGGAUAACCGUGUGCUCUGCAACUCCGUGCCUUUGAACUCGACUGUUCUAGAUGAGUACGGCAUUCAUGAGUUCCAACUGGACAUGUGUAAGGACGGUAAAGAGGAUCACACCUCCAAGCUAGAUCUGGAUGUCUACUAUGACAAACACCGUCUGGCCGACUUUAUCACUGUCCACAUCUCUGGUGAUGACGCUCUGGAUGGCCAGUCCAAGACCGUGGUCGUAGAGAUCGAGAAUGCGGCCAUAAUUAAGCCAUUCCUCUGCGGCUACCGGGAUCAAAUCACGGGCAAGGAAUACUUGGACGCCUUUACCCAAACUGGUCCGUACUUUGACAAGAUGAAGUACAGGAAGUACAAGACCAGGGAUACGCAGACAUGGGAGCAAAAGGAAAAGACUCUGAACACAGCCCAUGAGCAGUCGGUGCAAUGCCAUCUGGAUGGCAUUAAUAUACUAUACGUUUCCGCCGUCAAUGAGUUUACCAUAAUUCCUGGCAAGUACCAGACUUUUGCCCAGAAGGAGCGAGCAGAGCGUAAACUGGAGAAGAUUUUGCUCAUCCAGCGAAACUGGCGGCGCUGGGUUUUAUGGAAAUAUAUUCACCUGCGGGCGCAGGAGUAUCGUCGCCUGGUGCAGAAUCGCGAGCAGGAGGAUGAGCGGUAUGAGAAGUGUGUGGAACAGCGCGUGGAGCGACAUCGGGUGAUCAAGCAAUUCCCGCGCAACAAGGAUGACUUCGAUCUGCUCUAUGCUGAGGUGGGUCGCUGGAAAAAGGCGGAGCUCAAGCGAAUUACUGCCAAUUAUGAGGGGCCUGCACGGAUUGCCGAGGUAAACAUCCUGCUGGACAAGGAGAUUCAGCUGCUAAAUGGCGUGGAGCGGCAGCGUAAUCUCGUCUACAAGGCCAUGGAGGACUUUCGCAAGGAUCAGCUGCUGAAGGAGAUGGGUAAGCCGAUCGAGUGGAUCGGCUACAAGGACACCAAGAUCCAUAUGGAUCUUUUAAGCACACAGCGAGUGCGUUUCCUCACCGAGAUCUACAAGGAUCUGCGUAAGCCGCGGAGCAAGGAGGAUCGCUUAGAGUUCAUACGACAAGUCAUGUUAGUACUCACCGAGGAGACUUGCUUUCCAAAUUUUCCAGAGCUCUUUGAACUCUUUGACCGCGAGAAGAAUCUUUUGCUCUAUGCCAAGUCUUUUGAUGUGGAAAUCUUGCGCAAACGGCAGACCAUGCUCUUUUUCGAUCUCAUAAAGUUCCAAAAGGGCGAGCCCAAACAAAGGGUUCCAUCGCGCAUGUGCAUUGUAUGCAAAAAGGUUAAGACCUAUGCCGAAUUUGCCAUUAGAACACGUCAAAGCCAUGUGGACACCUGCAAGCACUGUUACUACCUAAAGCUUACUGCUACUGAGAACACAGUGUACCAGUCUAUUCUCCGGUGCAUCCAUCGGGAUGAGCGAAAACGCAAGUGCACCACAUCCUUUGCAUUCGUAAUGCAGCCAGAUGAUGUUCGCCACAUCAUAGACAAAAUAUGGCACGGACAUUCGGCUCUUAGCAAGUCAGAGAAUCUUAGUGAACUAAGAUUGCCGCGUUGGAACAAGAGCGAUGACUGGGCACCGUGGAACUCAAUUUGCCUGACGGAACGGGAGACGCGAGAUCACUACAAGAUCGAUGACAUCGAGAAGGUGUAUGAUCCCAAGUUCGUUUUGCACAUCAGCAAUCUUCACAUGCUAGCUCGCAGUCUAUUCCACACCUUGGCGGCUGUGGCCACCGAGUUCCAGGAGACGGGCCAAUGGUGGAAAGUUGGCAUGAACAAACAACGUUCCAGUAAACUGGAUGCCGUCUAAGAAGUGUGGUAAACACUUCAUAUAAAAUAAAUCCUUCGAAAUUUGGGU